AAGUCCGUGCUGGAUGGAGCGCUUGGUUACGCCAAAUCCGCUCUGGCGGAGGAGGUGGCUCUGCAACUUGGAGUCCGGCGUGACCAGGUCUUCAUCACCAAUGAGCUCGAGAUGAUGCAGGCUUUCCUCAUGACUGCCCAUGACGAGAGAUAUGAUGACGACAGGGUUGUCAAAGUGUGGGUGAAACAAGUCCGCGAUGUGGCCUAUGAUGUCGAGGACACCCUUCAAGAAUUUGCUGUUCGCCUUGAGAAGCAGUCCUGGUGGCGUAUCCGUCGCACACUGCUGGAUCGGCGCCGCGUGGCCAAGCAGAUGAAGGAGCUCAGAGCCAAUGUUGAGGAUGUUAGCCAGAGGAACAUGCGCUACCACCUCGUCAGAUCCAAGCCAGUGUUAACAGCUGCUGAGCAAUCUGCCAUCGCUUCUGCAACAUUGUUUGGCAUCGAUGGAGCGAGGAAUGCCACCAAAUACAAGAAAUCAAACGUGGAUCUUGCCCAGCUGCUCAUGGUCAACAAAGAUGAGAAUACUGACCUAGGGGUGAUAGCGGUGUGGGGAACAAGUACUGAUCUUGGGCAGACGUCCAUCAUCAGGGUGGUCUACGAGAAUCCAGAUAUCAAAACCAAAUUCCCAUGUCGAGCUUGGGUCAGGCUGACACAUCCUUUCGAUUCAAAAGAUUUCAUUCAGAGUUUAGUGAAGCAAUUUUACACGGCUGUAGGGGCUACAGUCCUGUUUGGAAUGGAAAUGACAACACCAUUUGAACUAGCUGAGAAGUUUGAUUGGUAUGUGAAGAAGAAGAGAUACCUUAUUGUGCUUAAUGGCCUAUCCACUAUUGAAGAAUGGGAUUGGGUUAAAGGAUUCUUUCCGGACAACAAUCUGGGGAGCAGAAUCAUAGUCUCUACAACGCAAGUUGAAGUUGCAAGCUUAUGUGUAGGGCAAGAAAGCAUAGUUUCACAGCUCAACCAAUUGUCUGCUGAUCAAAACAUUUAUGCUUUCAACCAGAAGGGUUGUCAAGGUAGAACCGGGUUAACUACAUCGAACACAACUAGUACUGGUGUAGAUAACAACUCCACAUCGUCUGCUGUGGAGAUAUUACCUGAACAAUCUAAAGGUGAUGACGGAAAGCAUGAAGUGAAAAAUCGCAUCACUCGCACCAAGACGAUGGUGGCUGCUUUGGAGGAAUCUCAUCUUGUUGGGCGGAAGAAAGAAAAAGGUGAAAUUAUCAAACUGAUUUCAAAUCGAAUUACCCAAUUGCAGGUGAUCUCGGUGUGGGGAAUGGGUGGUCUUGGAAAA
Molecule: messenger RNA, 1284 nt
Organism: Triticum dicoccoides
Lineage: Eukaryota; Viridiplantae; Streptophyta; Magnoliopsida; Poales; Poaceae
Product: disease resistance protein Pik-2-like
Exons: 2
Molecular function (GO): ADP binding
Source: RefSeq, a predicted model, not a curated record